Ceutorhynchus assimilis (cabbage seed weevil) is the source of this 541-nucleotide messenger RNA. The record is from the annotation of a GenBank genome assembly. Lineage: Eukaryota; Metazoa; Arthropoda; Insecta; Coleoptera; Curculionidae.
CAGAAGUAUCUGAGAAGAUUAUUAUUUCACCCUUGGACUCAAUAGGAAGGUAUAGCUAAAUAAAGUUGAAGCUUUAACUAAUAUUUCAGAGUGAAAAUGCAGCCUAAAUGAACACCCAGAUGAAGAUGAUAAUCACGAGGACGAGAUGUUUAGGUAAGCCUGUAAUGGCCUAAUUAGUGCUUAAACUGAAUGUUUUUUCAUCAACCGCUUAUUUGGCUUGGAUUAGCACUAGAAAUAUGGAUAACAACUUUAUUUGGAAUCAAUUCUUUCAACUGUCAAAUAAAGUGUGCGUCAAACAAUGAAAAUUACUGUUCCAAGACCAUCAAUAUCCGAAAUAGUAAAAUAAUAAUCAUUAUUGGUUUACAGCAUAUAAUAGAACUUUGCUCCUAACAUUGUUUUUGCAUUUAAAAAAUAGGCACGGGUGACAGCGAAACACUUGUUAUUAGUAGACAGGUCGAUUUUUUUUCAGGGUUUAUUGAAGCAUUUCAAAAAUAGUAUACAUGUUUUUAAUAAACGGUUGUAUUGGAAGCUUAAAUGCCGG